Molecule: messenger RNA, 3893 nt
Organism: Nothobranchius furzeri (turquoise killifish)
Lineage: Eukaryota; Metazoa; Chordata; Actinopteri; Cyprinodontiformes; Nothobranchiidae
Gene: prrt1
Product: proline-rich transmembrane protein 1
Cellular component (GO): membrane
Source: RefSeq, a predicted model, not a curated record
CGCAGCUUUUUGCGUCUCAUUAAUUCAGUCUGGAGCGAAGUGAAAAAGCCUUUUUCAUCAGAUGCGCACAGAGAGGAGAGGACUGAUCAUCCUGUGCGCUCCGACCGAGCUGAGUUCAAACGUGGUUUGUUUUUAAGAUGAAGACAUCCUGAUGAUGGGUUUGGAUUAAAGAAGUCACCGAGAGGCUCUUUCAGCAGCAGCUGGAGUGAACCAAGCAACCCAUCUAAGAAGGAGGCGUGCAGAUCGGGAGGCAUGUCAUCCGAAAAACACGGACUUGAUGACUCUGGCCGUCAGACCAUGCAGCCUCCUCCGUACCUGCCGGGCCCUCAGGACCCCAGCGUGCCUCAGCAUCCAAGCGUCCCUGCUGCCCCGGGUACCCAGCCCAGUUACCCUCCUCCUCCACCUCCACCUGGCUCUGAGGGAUACCUCCAGGACACUCAGUUCCACUGUGGUUCUCUGGGCCCACCUGGGGCAUCACAGGGCUACAUAGUCCAGACCCAGGGUCCUGGAGGUGCCAUGCCUCACCCUCCUGUGGGAUACAUCCAACCGAGCUACCCCCUGCAACUGCAGCCCUGCACAGCCUACGUACCCGUUUACCCCAUGGCGUCAGGUCAGCCCUACAUGCCAGCAGGAGGAACUCAUCCGGGGAUGCCCCCAGGUCAGAUUCACCCAAUGCAAAUGCCACCCUGCAUUACCCUGAUGGACCGCCUGCCGCCACACGACUACCUGCCCAUCGCCGUGCUCACCACUGUCUGCUGCUUCUUUCCAACAGGCAUCAUUGCUAUCUGCAAAGCAGCGCAGGUGCGCAUGGCGAUAGCUAGAGGGGACAUGGUGACGGCGGAAAUAGCCUCUCGUGAGGCGCGCAACUUCUCCUUCAUCAGCUUGGCCGUUGGCAUUGCCUCCAUUGUGCUGUGCACUAUCCUCAUCGUGGUGGUCAUCAUAGCCUCGAAGAACAACGACGAUGACUGGGAACCCUAACCAGGCCUGAACUCUCUAUGGAAAAUCACAGCGUAUACAUAUAUAUUAUCUAGCUAGCUAAAGUUUAAUGGGGAAAUAGAAGUGCACCAUUUCCCCUUGCUGCUCCUUUACCUGCAAUGUCUCAUAAUUUAUAAAUCAUGUGUUUAUUUAUUUAUAUUCUGUUAUUUAUUAUUCUAUAUAUACCCUUGCAUCGACUUGGUCUGCUGUAACUUGGAGUGAUUCAUUGCAGCUAUCCGAUACUCUGAAUUGGCUUAGUAUCUCGUGAUGAUGACGUUGCACUUUGUAGUGAUCGGAUAAAAUGACACAGCUGUUUACAUUUACAGGUAUUAUAGUGCAUGAUGAACAUAAAUCCAUGCUGAUGGGCUUUCAGUGCAAAAAAAGGUAGAUGCUCUCACAAAUGAGUGUUUCGUAAAUUUGAAGUUCGUGCUACGGUAUUUUUCCAAAUGUCAAACAAGGUAUCAUCAAAACUAAGAUGGGGAGAUUUAAGUGUUGCAUUUUUAAAUAUUAGGUCUGCAGAAAUUGUUUUUGCAAGUAUUUUAGAGAGUAUUAGCCUUUUUGUGUGGCACACCUCUUUCUAUUUACUCUCUCGGACACUGUUAGUAGUGCAACAUUAGCUGUAUGAGGCAACAUAGCCCCGCAUGUCAUCCUCUGUUUGUCUCUGUUAAUUUUACGUAUUAAGACUCGAUGUGUACAUCUGGUUUCUAUAAUGUAGAGCUGAACAGCAGUGUUGCUGUUGUCUCUGAGACUAAAUAUGGCGGCUAUAGUCUUAACAAUAAUCUGAAGUUUCUGGGGUUAUGAAAUUAAUAUUUGUUUCCAGUUGCAAAGAAAAAUAUGAUAAAUGCCUCUACUCUAUUGUGGCACAAACAGUCUCCCUUCCUUGAUCUCUGUAUUAUUGGACCUAGAUUUCUUCAUUCUAUCAUCCACUGGUCUCUAUAGUGAAAAUAUUAUUUAAAGACUGUAGAAUUUUUUAUGAAAAUUAUGUUUGUUGGCACUAAACAUAAAUGGAGACAGAAAAAACAGAUUUAUGGCACAGUUUAUUACCAAUAUUAUAAAUCCUCAUGUGUUUAUAUUCAAAACCAAAAAUAUAUAUAUAUCUGGCACAACAUCAGACAAGGUUUAACUAAUCAGACUAAUUUGUUAAAACAUUUUAAAGUAUAUUUUCUGCUGCUUUAUUAGAAAUGACAUUUAAAAUUGGGUUGUUGUGGGAGAAAUAUGGGGUGCCAUUUGUAAAGUCAAAUGAGUCCUCAUUUAAAAGCAGUAUUUUGGGUUAUUUAGCACAUCACAAGAGCAAAAGAAUAAUGGGAGUUCAUUUGUCAAAAUCAGAUUUUCACCGUGCAAUUCAUGCAUUCAUGAAUAUUAAAGAUCCCAACUAAAUAUUUAGUUAGCAAGCAAAAUCUUUAAUUUGGAGUGAAAUAUUUAUUUUACAAACUAAAUAUUUAGGUCAGAGUUUGUUAAAUAAAUAUUUCAUUUACUUACUAAAGUUUUAAUUUGCUCCACAUUAAAUAUUUAUUUUCCAAACUAAAUAUUUAGCUGGGAUCUAAAUAUUUAGUUCCAAAUUCAAUAUUUAGUCAGGAAAUUAUUUAUAUUUAUUUUACAAAUUAAAUAUUUUGGUCUGACCUACUUAGUUUGUAAAAUAAAUAAUAACCUCUAAAUUCAUUAUUUAUUUUACCUACUAACUAUUUAGGUCUGACCCAAAUAGCUUAGAAAAUAAUUAUUUAACUCUAAAUUAAGUAUUUAGCUUGCUAACUAAAUAUUUAUUUGGGAUCAUUAACAUUUAUAAAUGUAUGAAUAACAUGGUGAAAAUAUAACUUUGAAAAUAACUUCCAUUUUUUCUCUUAAGAUGGGCUAAAUAACCCAAAAUAAUGCUGUUAGGUUAUGACUGUUUGUGACCUUACAAAUAGCACCCUGUAGAAUGUGGUGCAAUAAACUGUUAGAGUAAACCAGCAUAAACCUAAAUUUGUAAACAUAAAUUUGUAAACUUUUUUUUUCUUCACAUUUGAGUUGCUUGUAUUUCCAUCUAGCUGUUUGUAUAUCAAAAUGCUCAAUGUUGUGAAGAAAUAUAAAUUAAAACAUUUAUAGUCUAUAAAAUGGCUGCUAGGUGCUUAAAAAAACACAUGUUGAAUUGUUAAUCAGCAAAAGCAUCUCAAUUUACAAACUCAAAUAAAUCCUUGGAAGACCAUUAAAAAGAAAUUUGGGAAAUAUGUAACAGAGGAAAUCUUUGCACAUGUUUUUUGUUUUCAAAUUUUUAUGGUGAUUUCUUAAAGCUUUUUUAUUUUCCAAACACAAAAACCACAUAUAUACUAUCAAGUUGAGACGCGUAGCAAUGCUAACGUCUCAGAUAGCUGUGCUAAAUGAAGCGUAGCUAACAAAAGAAAUUUAUGCUAGCGAAAGAAAUGCAGGAAGCUGCGAUCCUGACUAUUGUCAAAUGUUUUUUAAGUCUGCCUUUUAGCACCUCUAUUAUUUGCUUUGUAAAUAUUUAAAAUAUAAUAUAAAAUGUUCAUUAUUGAGGUGUACAGGAGUACCAGGUGUGUUUCAUGUAUUUUUAGAGUCAGGCUAGCAGCUGUUUAACUCAGAGCUGCAGCUACACGUUUACGUGAAAGUAAACAUUUAAUUUUUUUUAUCUCUCUUUAAAAAGCCAAAUAAAGUACCUCUAGAGUCUCAACUAAAUGAAAAUCGGUGUUAAAAAUGUAAAUGAGGGACAGUGUUGUUUAUAUAUAUAUUAUUUAUUUAUUUUUUUUCUGUUCAGAGUUUAUUUCCAGCUUGUCAAUCUGAAGGGUUGGUCAUUCAAGCAGCUAAACCUGUGUACCCGUGGGGUUUAUUAUUCUCAUAUUCUUGGCUGUAUUGAACAUGCAUUGGUUGCUUCUGAAUUGAGUUGUUUGAGUAAAUAAAAUAAUAAUUCAGAUUUGUGAGCGAUA